Molecule: messenger RNA, 2727 nt
Organism: Scomber japonicus (chub mackerel)
Lineage: Eukaryota; Metazoa; Chordata; Actinopteri; Scombriformes; Scombridae
Gene: braf
Product: B-Raf proto-oncogene, serine/threonine kinase
Exons: 20
Coding region: 6-2471 (821 amino acids)
Biological process (GO): protein phosphorylation; signal transduction
Cellular component (GO): mitochondrion; plasma membrane; cytosol
Molecular function (GO): ATP binding; protein kinase activity
Source: RefSeq, a predicted model, not a curated record
UUAAAAUGGCGGCGUUGAGCAGCGAGUCCCCACCGCCCGUCUUUAACGGAGACACCUCGGAGCGGGAGCCGGGCAGGGAGCGGGGCCUGGAGGAGCUGGGCGCCGGGCUGGACUCCUCCUGCUCGGCGGGGAUCUCUGGAGGUCCGCAGGAUGAGGAGAUCUGGAACAUCAAACAGAUGAUCAAGUUGACACAAGAACACUUAGAGGCUCUGCUGGACAAGUUUGGAGGAGAACACAAUCCUCCCUCCAUAUAUCUGGAGGCCUAUGAAGAGUACACCAGUAAGCUGGAUGCCCUGCAGCAGAGGGAGCAGCAGCUGCUGGAGGCCAUGGGUAACGGUACAGACUUUUCCUGCUCCCCAUCUCCCAUGCCGCCUCUCCUGGAGGUCAAGAUGGGAGGAUGCGGGGUCGGAGGAGGGGCUCAGGCCUUCCCCUCUGCCCCCAACACCUUGGCUGUCCUGCAGACUCCCACCGACGCCAGCCGAGCCAACCCUCGCUCCCCCCAGAAGCCCAUCGUCAGGGUCUUCCUGCCCAACAAACAGAGGACAGUGGUCCCGGCUCGCUGUGGGAUGACUGUGAGAGACUCGCUGAAGAAAGCUCUGAUGAUGCGAGGACUGAUUCCAGAGUGCUGCGCAGUCUACAGAGUACAGGACGGAGAGAAGAAGCCCAUUGGCUGGGACACAGACAUCUCCUGGCUGACAGGAGAGGAGUUACAUGUUGAAGUGUUGGAGAACGUGCCACUCACCACACACAACUUUGUGAGGAAGACCUUCUUCACACUGGCCUUCUGUGACUUCUGCAGAAAGCUGCUGUUCCAGGGUUUCCGCUGUCAGACCUGUGGAUACAAGUUCCACCAGCGCUGCAGCACUGAGGUUCCCCUCAUGUGUGUCAACUACGACCAACUAGACUUGUUGCUAGUGUCCAAGUUUUUCGAGCAUCAUCCGUUCACCCAGGAGGAGGUCUCCUCAGAGGGAACCACCCCCGUGUCUGAGGUCUGCCCCUCACUCCCCCCAUCUGACUCCACUGGGUCUAUAUGCCACACUACUGUGUCCCCGUCCAAGUCCAUACCCAUCCCACCCAGCUUCCGGCCCAACGAGGAGGACCACCGCAACCAGUUUGGCCAGCGGGACCGUUCGUCCUCCGCUCCCAAUGUCCAUAUCAACACCAUCGAGCCUGUCAACAUCGAUGAUCUGAUUCGAGAUCAGGGCUUACCGAGGUCAGAUGGAGCCCCCCCGACCCACCCCGCCCGCUGCUUGAGGAAGCACCGAACACGGACCUCAAGCCCCCUCCUAUACUCCUACCCCAAUGACAUAGUGUUUGAUUUUGAGCCCGAGCCUGUUUUCCGAGGCUCCACCACAGGGCUGUCGGCCACGCCUCCCGCCUCUUUACCUGGCUCUCUGACCAAUGUCAAGGUUCCACAGAAGUCGCCAUGCCAACAGAGAGAGCGCAAGUCGUCGUCCUCGUCCGAGGAUCGCAAUAAGAUGAAAACCCUGGGGAGAAGGGACUCUAGUGAUGACUGGGAAAUCCCUGAGGGUCAGAUCACUCUGGGUCAGAGGAUAGGCUCUGGAUCCUUUGGAACAGUCUUCAAGGGGAAAUGGCAUGGUGAUGUGGCAGUGAAGAUGUUGAACGUCACUGCUCCUACACCACAACAGCUUCAGGCCUUCAAGAAUGAAGUGGGAGUCCUCAGGAAAACGCGUCAUGUGAACAUCCUGCUGUUCAUGGGCUACACCACCAAGCCUCAGCUGGCCAUUGUAACCCAGUGGUGUGAAGGCUCCAGCCUGUACCACCACCUGCACAUCAUCGAGACUAAGUUUGAAAUGAUCAAGCUCAUCGAUAUCGCCCGGCAGACCGCCCAGGGCAUGGAUUACCUGCACGCCAAAUCAAUCAUCCACAGAGAUCUGAAGAGCAACAAUAUUUUCCUCCACGAGGAUCUGACAGUGAAGAUCGGUGACUUUGGUCUGGCCACAGUGAAGUCUCGCUGGAGUGGCUCCCACCAGUUUGAGCAGCUGUCUGGUUCUAUACUGUGGAUGGCUCCAGAGGUGAUCCGGCUGCAGGACAAGAAUCCCUACAGCUUCCAGUCAGACGUCUACGCCUUCGGCAUUGUUCUGUAUGAGCUCAUGUCAGGAGCUCUGCCCUACUCCAACAUUAACAACAGAGACCAGAUCAUAUUCAUGGUGGGUCGAGGUUAUUUGUCUCCUGACCUCAGCAAGGUGCGCAGCAACUGUCCGAAGGCCAUGAAGAGACUGAUGGCUGACUGCCUGAAGAAGAAGAGAGAGGAGCGACCCCUCUUCCCUCAGAUCUUGGCAUCCAUUGAGUUGCUGGCUCGUUCGUUACCCAAAAUCCACCGCAGCGCCUCAGAGCCUUCGUUAAACCGAGCCGGCUUUCAGACAGAGGACUUCAGCUUGUAUGCCUGCGCCUCACCCAAAACCCCCAUCCAGGCUGGCGGCUAUGGGGAGUUUUCAGCAUUUAAGUAAGUGCUGACGGUCCCACCAGUCCAUCCCUCGUCACUUCUCAAAAAGUCUUGUGUCCCUGCGGUGGAUUCAUUCAUUUCUAAAAAAAACUGAAAAAAAUAGUCUCAAAGAAUGUGCUGUUUUCUUCCUCUGUCAACCUGAAGAAGGCGGCCUCACUGGAGUCCUUCCAGCAGGCAAACAGCCACAAUGACAGACAAAACAGAAUUAGGAAAACAUCUUUUUUAAAAAGACAGCAAAAAAGAAACUUGAAUAACACAAA